Messenger RNA from Aureobasidium pullulans EXF-150, 798 nucleotides. RefSeq lists its product as uncharacterized. NCBI's taxonomy places the organism in Eukaryota, Fungi, Ascomycota, Dothideomycetes, Dothideales, Saccotheciaceae. Bases 1 to 798 code for a protein of 265 amino acids. The transcript is spliced from 2 exons. The record is from RefSeq and is a predicted model, not a curated record.
AUGACUUCGAAAAUCCCCGUGCUUGCUUUCUUCACAGUCUUAGCAGCGGCUAGAACCUUCAGCGGUGCUGACCUCGACUUUGGCGAACUGAAUCAGACCUUCACGGCUCCCACGAUAAACCACGCUGUAAAGGUUCCAAUCGGCAACAAAAAUUUCAGUCUCAAUGUCAUGAUCGCCGAAUUCGAACCUCCAGCCAACACAACAACAGAUCUCCAAAAUCCUCGCGUGGCAGCCACCAUCUACGAACUAUCCUGGCCUUGGAAUACAACGAUUAACGAAACACUAAAGACUUUCGAAGGUGUUGAAGAGCCGAGAUUUUGUGUUUCUAUGCCCUUGGGACCUAUUCCUGAUUCUGUAACCAAGGCGUAUAAGGAGACUGAUCUCGGUGAUUGUACGAAUGCGUUGGGGGAGCAGUGUACGAGAGACCUCAAGAAUCAAGGGUUCGCUCCGGACGUAGGAUGCAAUACUCCCAUCCCAGAGAGCUGCUCGGGGAAGUUGGGUAGCGGCAGCAUCGGUAGUGCUCCAUUGCUCAAUAUUGAGCAGAAGUAUUACAGCGCUUACGAGAAAAGCGAAGCACGAUUUGCUUACACGACUUCUGAGAUUUAUUCGGCUGGGAACGAUACGCUGUUCCAGCAUGAUGUGCAGCGUCUUCAUGUGCUGCUUUUUACCAGCAGUGGAAGCGCCCCUAUCUGCGUCCGGGUUGCUGAUCACAAGGUUUCUGGUGCAAUGGCUAAACCAGGUGGAAGCAUGUGCUUUGUUGCAUUAUUGGCCCUCGGCGCCAUGCUAUUCAUGCUUUGA